This is a messenger RNA of Astrephomene gubernaculifera, 726 nucleotides long. Lineage: Eukaryota; Viridiplantae; Chlorophyta; Chlorophyceae; Chlamydomonadales; Astrephomenaceae. The record is from the annotation of a GenBank genome assembly.
ACGGAAACCAUGGCAUCUCUCACUUGCGCCUUUGGAAAGAACGUUGCCAUUUCGCGCGGCAGGAAUGUGCGCCCAGCGGCAAGACGCCUGUCGGUUGUAGCCUCAGCUCAGCCUCAGGUCCCCGUUUCCCGGCGGGAGGUGCUGGGCGCAUCCGCUGCGGCUAUCUCUCUCCUGUUGAGCUCAAGCCCUGCCCAUGCAAUCUUUGGCUUUGCCGACGACAAUGCGAAGCUGUUCGCGGACUACACUAGCGAGACGACCGCCAUCCUUACAAAGGUCAAGUCCACCAUCGCGCUGGAUAAGGACGACCCGGCCAAGGAGGACAGCGUCAAGUCCCUGCGCAAGGACAUCAACAGCUGGGUGGCCAAGUACCGCCGCGAACCCAAGGUGGCGGGCAGGCCGUCGUUCGGGAACACCUACUCCGCGCUCAACGCACUAGCGGGGCAUUUCAACUCCUUCGGGACCACCGCCCCCAUCCCCAAGAAGCGCAUGGAGCGCCUCCAAAAGGAGCUGGACGACGCAGCCACCCUUCUGAGCCGCAACCGCUGAUAAUCAGGAGAGAAAGCUUGCUGGCCGACGUCCACAGUCGUAUUUGGAGUCUGUGCCCGGGAAGCCGCAUAAAGGCAGCCUGCAGUUGCCAUUUUGUUUUUUGGCGUCGCUGGGUAUGAAUAAUACCGGUGUUUUUUGAGGAAUGGAGUGGCUGGAGGGUUUUACAGCGUGAGUUCUUAC